This is a messenger RNA of Ornithorhynchus anatinus (platypus), 1756 nucleotides long. RefSeq names its product lactate dehydrogenase D (gene LDHD). Gene Ontology annotation, biological process: lactate catabolic process. The record is from RefSeq and is a predicted model, not a curated record. Gene Ontology annotation, molecular function: D-lactate dehydrogenase (cytochrome) activity; D-lactate dehydrogenase (NAD+) activity; FAD binding. The coding region runs from base 88 to 1545 and encodes 485 amino acids. The transcript has 11 exons. Gene Ontology annotation, cellular component: mitochondrion. Lineage: Eukaryota; Metazoa; Chordata; Mammalia; Monotremata; Ornithorhynchidae.
GGGCGGCUUCGGACCACCCCUGUGGGCAGCUGUUCAGUCUCCCUCGCGGUCCGCCGUGCCCCCCACCCUGACCCUUGCCCCCCCCCAAUGGCCCUCAAGCUGCUGCACGGAGCCUGCCGGGGGCUCGGCCCGGGGAGGAGCUACCACCCUCGGGGUCGGCAGACCCAGGUGAACGGAGACCUCAUAGAAGCCCUGAAGAAGGUGGUAGGAAGCGCUAACGUGUCCACGGCAACCGCUGUCCGGGAGCAGCACGGCCACGAUGAAUCCAUGCACAGAUGCAGCCCCCCAGAUGUGGUGGUCUGGCCGCAGAAUGUGGAACAGGUCAGCCAGUUGGCUGGACUGUGCUCUGGCUGUGACGUUCCGAUCAUCCCCUUCGGCACCGGCACGGGCCUCGAGGGAGGCGUCAGUGCCGUGAGGGGUGGUGUCUGCUUCAACCUGACACGCAUGGACCGCAUCCUCGAGCUGAACUCCGAAGAUUUCUCAGUGACCGUGGAGCCCGGCGUCACCCGCAAAGCCCUCAACUCAUACCUGCGGGACAAAGGCCUCUGGUUCCCUGUUGACCCCGGAGCCGACGCUUCCCUGUGCGGCAUGGCGGCCACGAGUGCCUCGGGCACCAACGCGGUGCGGUACGGGACCAUGCGGGAGAACGUCCUCAACCUGGAGGUGGUGCUGCCCGACGGGCGCGUCCUGCACACAGCCGGCCAGGGCCGCCACUUCCGGAAAAGUGCUGCCGGCUACCACCUGACGGGUCUGUUUGUGGGCUCCGAGGGGACCCUGGGACUGAUCACCAAGGCCACGUUGCGGCUCCACGGCAUCCCCGAGUCCACCAUCGCCGCGGUCUGCUCUUUUCCGAGCGCCCAGGCGGCAGUGGACAGCACCGUGCAAGUCCUCCAGUCUGGGAUUCCGGUGGCCCGCAUCGAGUUCUUAGAUGAUGUCAUGAUUGAUGCCUGCAACCGACACAGCGGCCUGAACUAUCCCGUGGCCCCUACCCUCUUCCUGGAGUUCCAUGGCUCCCAGCAGGGCCUGCAGGAGCAGGUCCGAAGUACAGAGGAGAUCACCAGGCUGAACGGCGGCUCGGACUUCGCUUGGUCCAGGGAGCCCGAAGAGCGAAGCCGGCUCUGGGCCGCCCGCCACAACGCCUGGUACGCAGCCCUGGCCCUCCGCCCCGGCUGCAGGGGUUACUCCACGGACGUCUGUGUCCCCAUCUCGCGGCUCCCGGAAAUCCUGGUGCAGGCCAAGGAAGAUCUGAGGACAUCUGGACUCACAGGCCCCAUCGCUGGGCACGUGGGAGAUGGGAACUUCCAUUGCAUCAUGGUGUUUGACCCCGAGGACGCAGACGAGGGCCGCAGGGUCCAAAGGUUCGUGGAGCAGCUGGGCAGGCGAGCCCUGGCCCUCGGAGGGACCUGCACUGGGGAGCACGGCAUCGGCCUGGGCAAGCGCCAGCUCCUGCAGGAGGAGGUCGGCCACGUGGGCAUCGAGGUCAUGGGGCUGCUGAAGGUGGCGUUGGACCCUAAGAACAUCAUGAACCCUGGCAAGGUGCUCUGAGGCCACUCCUGGGCUGCUCCAGAGAGCUUCUGCCUCUGUCCUCUCUGCUCCCGACCCAGGCCCUUUUGAUAGUCUGGAGGGGCCGGAGCAGGAAGAGUCCUCGGGGACCCUUCUGCCGCUGCCCAGGGCUCCCAACCAGGAUGAACCAGCACUCCCACCUCGUUCCCCGACAGACCGAACGUACCAGAAUAAAACGAGUGUUGUUCUGCGU